Molecule: messenger RNA, 1502 nt
Organism: Silurus meridionalis
Lineage: Eukaryota; Metazoa; Chordata; Actinopteri; Siluriformes; Siluridae
Gene: fmodb
Product: fibromodulin b
Exons: 4
Coding region: 61-1140 (359 amino acids)
Molecular function (GO): protein binding
Source: RefSeq, a predicted model, not a curated record
GGGAGAUUGAGACAGAAACCACAGCCCCUGUGAUUAGAGACAAAAAACAAUUUAGGGACCAUGUGGAUUAAGUUUUUGCUGUGGGCGGGGCUUGUGCAUUUCUCCUUCGCCCAAAGUGACUCGAUCUCCUGGCUUAACUACUUGCGCAGUCGAUCCUACAGAUACAGAUACGUCUCGAAUCAUGGUGACUACUACGCGUCCCUUCAAGCUCAACAUGACACUGAAGCACAAGACUGCCCCCUGGAGUGCGAGUGCCCUCCGGCCUACCCUAACGCCAUGUACUGUCACAACCGCAACCUACAGCACGUGCCCUUCGUGCCCUCACGCAUGAAGUACGUGUACCUGCAGAACAACCGCAUCACUGGGAUCACAGACGGGGUUUUUGACAAUGCCACCGAGCUCGUGUGGAUCAUCCUGCACAUGAACCAGCUGAAAUCUGACAAAAUCAGCAGCAAGGUCUUUGCCAAGCUGCCCAAACUAGAGCGUCUAUUCUUGCAGCACAACAAACUUGAGCAGGUCCCAGAAGGACUUCCUCAUUCCCUCCAGGACCUGCGUUUGGACCACAACGCCAUCACAACUGUGCCUCCCGGGUCCUUGCGUGGAAUUAAUAAUCUAACAGCUUUACGUCUGCAUUAUAACGCCAUUCAGGAGCUUGGAGGUGCUGUAGAGUCCCUGGCCUCACUCAGCUUUCUGGAUUUGCGUGGGAAUCAGUUGUCUAAGGUUCCCAAGCAGCUUCCAACCAAGCUGAGUCAGCUGUACCUCGACAACAACCUCAUCUCUUCUGUGCCUGUGGACUUUGUGAAGAAGCGACCCGAGCUACGCUUUAUGCGCCUCUCACACAAUCGGCUCACCGACGCUGGAGUUCCACCAAACACUUUCAAUGUGAGCACGCUCACGGAGCUGGACCUGUCCCACAACAAACUGGAGAAGAUUCCAGCCAUCAGCACAAGCCUCCAGAACCUCUACCUUCAGGCUAAUCGCAUCAAAGAAUUCUCCAUCAGCAGCUUCUGUCAAGUUAUAAAUGUGGACAACUACUCCAACCUGCAAGUUUUGCGGCUGGAGGGAAACAAGAUCAGCCCUCGUGAUGUGCCCCCUGAGGCUCUGCUCUGCCUGCGCAAAGCCACAAGUAUCAACCUUUAGGCAUGAAAUAAGACACCAUGCUGACAUCAGCAACCAGGCAACAUGACCGUCAUAAUUCAAGAACAGGGCUGAAUGUAACCUACAAUGAUUAUUGAUGGUCAUGCUACUGGCAUAAAUACACAAACUAAGUAUUAAGCAACUAAUGCAUGAAUAUAACCUCUUUGUAAAUAUACUCAUGGGAAUUUACUAUAGCAGUCGUACUUGACACUUCAACACAUUUAGUGGGAAAUCAUGCGAAAGCCCACACAGAGCGAACUCGGAUAUGCGUGGUUUCCUUUCUUGCUCAACAAGUGUGUUAAAAGGAAGUGAGACCCGUCUCACACUGGUGAUCAUGAGAUGAUCAAAUGCAAUUACUUUUUUUU